AUGGAUUAUGAGAAUUCCAGAAGAUCACAGUUUAGUGGUACAAACUCAUUUCGGCUUCGAAAACCAUGGAAAGCUUCCUGUAUACCGUCAGCGGUGAUUGCAGCAGCACCGUUGAUGACGGCGCCACUUCGGGAUGAAGUCGGAGUGCACAUGAAUUGGGAAAAUGAGUUUAGUGAAAUAUUUUUGAUUCUAUUAUCUUCGAAGCCGAAGCUUUGA
This is a messenger RNA of Enterobius vermicularis (human pinworm), 216 nucleotides long. NCBI's taxonomy places the organism in Eukaryota, Metazoa, Nematoda, Chromadorea, Rhabditida, Oxyuridae. The record is from the annotation of a GenBank genome assembly.